Patiria miniata (bat star) is the source of this 1041-nucleotide messenger RNA. RefSeq names its product zinc finger HIT domain-containing protein 1-like. NCBI's taxonomy places the organism in Eukaryota, Metazoa, Echinodermata, Asteroidea, Valvatida, Asterinidae. The record is from RefSeq and is a predicted model, not a curated record. Gene Ontology annotation, cellular component: Swr1 complex. The transcript is spliced from 5 exons. Gene Ontology annotation, molecular function: nucleosome binding. The coding region runs from base 77 to 562 and encodes 161 amino acids. Gene Ontology annotation, biological process: chromatin remodeling.
CUACAUAACAUUUACGGAAGUACAGCAUGCAACACAAACACACGGAACACACGCGUCGCGCUCGAACUUGAAAGAAAUGGCUGUCGUGCAGGAGCAGACGAAACGCGAGUCAGGGCGUAUCAAAGAUGUUAACCAGAAGAGAGUUCUCGAUAGUUACACCCGUGCCAAGCGGUUGCGCAAACAGCUGGAGGCUCUGGAACAGGACAACUUCCAGGAGGAUCCCCAGGCCAACCUUGUCAUCCCUAACAAGAGACUGCCACAGUUCGAUUCCAAUGAAGGGAGUAACCCCGCCAAAAAGAAGAAAAAGACCCGCGGGGAUCAUUUCAAGCAGCGUUUCCGGAAGACCUUCAACAUGUUAGUUGAGGAAGAGCAGCUCAGCAUGCAAGAGCCACCUAACUACCUGACGGCCUGCAUCCCACCGUCCAAAACGCCUGAUAGAAAGUUCUGUGCUGUGUGUGGAUUCCCAUCUAACUACACCUGCGUGAGCUGUGGGGCUAGAUACUGCUGCGUCAAGUGCCUGGGUACCCAUCAAGAUACAAGAUGUUUGAAGUGGACUGUAUGAAAUAUGACCAAACAGUCAUGUAGGGCCAAACAUCAUCAUGCCUUCUACCAUGAUUUGCUGUCGACAUCCAAACUCCAGCUUACUUCAGUUGGAUGCAAGGGCUCCUGUACAAAAUCGUGGACCAAGAACCAGCUACUUCAUGGACUGUACGUGAUAGUUUUGUACACAGCAAGGCUUGUGCGGUAUUAGAUUUUGAGGGUCCCAUAUGUUGCCCCAAAUGAGUAUAUCAUCAAAAAACUACCGCGGUAUUCGGUAUUACUCCGUACUUUUUUGGGAAGACUGUUAUGCUAUCAAAAUAAAAUAAGACACGAUAUGAAAGGGAAACCGCACACAGCUGGCAUCACUAGAACUACAUCAGAGGCCUGUGGGAUGCAAAAGUAUCCAGAAGUAAGCAAAAGUAUUGGUUAUAAGUCCAGUUCCAGAAUUUUGACUUAUCUGGAUAGCGUGACCUUAAGAAUGUGAACAAUUAUUCAUAUAGU